Molecule: messenger RNA, 1160 nt
Organism: Stylophora pistillata
Lineage: Eukaryota; Metazoa; Cnidaria; Anthozoa; Scleractinia; Pocilloporidae
Molecular function (GO): protein binding
Source: RefSeq, a predicted model, not a curated record
AGAAGUAAGACUGUCUUCCAAAGGCGGCCGUCGCAUUGACGAUUGUCAACGCUGUUACUGCUAUUGAAUUACAGUUCAUUACUUGGAAGGCUUAGCUAAAGCAUCGCUGGGUGCCAGAUUUGAUAAUCAAACGGUUAGUUUGCGUGAGCAUUCCGGUGAUUGAAGAUGACGCUGAGGAAAUUAGCAGAAGAAGGGAAUGUGGAGGAACUCCGGAGACUUUUGAAACGAACACCCAACCCAAAAGAAUUGUUGGAAACAAAAUUUGGACAAAACAAGAUGACUGCUUUGCAUAUAGCAAUAGAAAAAGGCCAUGAGGAGGUAGUAAAGUUGUUGUUGGAGAAUGAAGCAGAUCCACGUGCUACUGAUCAUUAUGGUCGCACAGCCCUUCAUGUUGCCACAUCAAUUCAAAAGGAAAACAUAUAUAUAUUAGAUUUAAUUCUCAGUAAAGAUGUAGAUGUCAAUGCUCAAGAGGAGAACCGGAAUACUCCAGUGAAACUUGCGGCAGAGAAGGGUCACUUAAAAACUGUGAAAUGGCUGAUUUCGAAGGGAGCUAAUGUUGAUGAAGCAGACAAGGUUGACAACACCACUCUCCAUUUUGCUGCUAAGAAAGGCCAUGAUCAAGUAUUAGAAUUGUUACUUACAGAAGUAGCUGACAGAACCAUCGGAAAACAGAAUAAGGAUAAAAAGACGGCUCUACACUUUGCUGUUGAAAGUAAAAGCGAGAGAUGUGUUGCGCUUCUGUUAAAACAUGGUGCAGGAAUCUGCAUUGAAUCAAAAAAUGAGCAAGGGCGAACACCAUUGGACCUAGCAAAUGAUGAUCCUAACCAAAACAUUAUAGAUUUACUGAGGAAUCCUAAAAAAGCUCAUGGGUUUCUGGUGGGGCCCAAGUCAAAUAUGUCAAAAGCACUGUUAGGAAAGGGUGGCUCUGUGGAACCUGAUAGCUUAGGUCCUUAUGAUGCAGCUCACCAAGAGUUUCUCAAAAAAAUACCAGAAGCAAUUUCUCAACUUUCAUCAGAUGGUGCCACUCCCAUUCAAGUGUUUAAUGUCUCUGGAGAUCUCAAUUUUCGUAAGGAAACUAAUGUGACUGUCAAAGAUAAGGCGAUGGCCAGCAUAGGGUCAGGAAGUCAAGUAAACAUCACUCAACCUUACAGUGCAUCAAG